Molecule: messenger RNA, 492 nt
Organism: Aureobasidium melanogenum CBS 110374
Lineage: Eukaryota; Fungi; Ascomycota; Dothideomycetes; Dothideales; Saccotheciaceae
Exons: 1
Coding region: 1-492 (163 amino acids)
Source: RefSeq, a predicted model, not a curated record
AUGGCCACUUUCUUCUACAGCAUCACAAAAGCCUUCACAGCUCUCGCCAUCUCGGAAGGUUCUGCUCAGAGUACCAACAUCGGACCCUCCAUCAAUCCCAACUUUCCAGACUACUCAACAAGCACCUAUGAUUUGCAAGGUCGGGAUCUCUGCUUCCACCCUGAACCCACUGGUCCAAUGCGGCCAAACUUCAUUCCAGACGGUCCGAGCACUGAGAUGAUUGGACGCUUCUACCCUUUCGGUACUUCGGCUCCUGUAUACGCACUGGACGAGGUCAGGAAGCUCGAGAAUACUGGGUAUUUGAGAAGCCAAGUCACUGUGGGUAGAUGGAGGGCCAUGUGCGAUGUUUGCUUCGAGGAUGUUGCCGAAGGCUUCUGGGAAAAGACUUGUCAGAUCGACAUGAGAGCGAAGCAGACAACCUCUGCCGUCCGCUUUUUAGGUCGCUGCAACAAGUGCGGUCGAUCAUUCUCUGAAGUCGUACCUGGUAUUUGA